Molecule: messenger RNA, 1350 nt
Organism: Plasmopara halstedii
Lineage: Eukaryota; Oomycota; Peronosporomycetes; Peronosporales; Peronosporaceae
Product: amino acid-polyamine-organocation family
Exons: 3
Coding region: 1-1350 (449 amino acids)
Biological process (GO): transmembrane transport
Cellular component (GO): membrane
Molecular function (GO): transmembrane transporter activity
Source: RefSeq, a predicted model, not a curated record
AUGGGGCGCAAGAAACUCGGCGUCGUGAGUUUGGCACUCAUCACAUACUUUAACGUAAGUGGUGGUCCGUGGGGGUCUGAGCCCAUUGUGGCGGCUUGCGGACCUUUUGUUGGUAUCGUAGCUACACUCGUAUUUCCCUUUGUUUGGUGUCUACCACUGGCUUUGUCAUUCGCCGAGUUAUUUUCCGCCUUCCCAACCGAUUCAAGCUUUUGCACAUGGGUAGGCAAGGCUUUUGGUCGUCGAAUGGGAUUUCAAGUAGGAUAUUGGAGUUGGAUGUCAGGCGUAAUCGAUAAUGCCAUCUAUCCGUGCCUCAUGGUGGAUUCUGUCUAUGCAGUACUCUCAGGACCUUAUGAAAUGCGCACUUUUCUAGUUCCAAGCUGGAUGUAUUUUGUUCGAGUAUCUGUGGCAACAGUGUUUAUGAUUCCGACCAUUUUUAGUAUCGAUGCUGUUGGUCGGUUUCUCUUAGUACUUGGUCUUGCAAUGGUCGCACCUUUUGUCGUACUGGUUAUCGUAAGCGUACCCCAAAUUGAUACCAAUAAUUGGUUUGUCAUCAGUGCAGCUCCUAGAUGGAGUCAACUUGUCAGUGUUUUGUACUGGAGCUAUAGUGGAUUUGAUGCGGCAGGUGCCUAUGCAAGCGAGAUCGAUUUACCACGACAAACGUAUCCAAAGGCCAUGAUGCUCACAGUAGCAUUGGUAGCCCUUACGUACUCGGUGCCAUUUCUUGCAGCUUCAGGUGUGAAUAGACCUUCUUACGAAUUAUGGCGAGACGGUUACUACCCGAUGAUCGCCGAGGCGAUUUCAGGUCCUAUGUUAAGAUCAUGGUUUCUUGGUUGUGCUUUGCUUGGGAAUCUUGGCGUCUAUAUCGCCAAGAUGACCAAGAAUGGAUUUCUACUUGCUGGAAUGGCUGAUCUUGGCCUCGCGCCGCACUAUUUUAUCAAACGUACAGUAUCAAACGGAGUUCCACGUCGUGCCAUCUUACUAUCAUACAGCAUCAUCAUUUUUAUGGCGCUGUUCGAUUUUAACGUCAUUUUGGGCGUCGAUAACUUUCUGUCGUCUUUGGCAUGUGUUACAGAACUUUGUGCCGUGGUAAAACUUCGAUAUACUAUGCCAACGCUAGUGCGACCGUACAAGGUCAACAUCUCGGAUCGAGGACUGCUUAUGAUAAUGAUCGUUCCCUUCUCAAUUGGUUCAUUCGUAUUGCUUAAUGAACUCACAAAGUCAACAUUGAGUCUUCUGCUCAAUUCAAUCGCACUUGGAAGUGGCAUCUUUUGUCAGCAAUUUCUACACAGACUACCAGCAUUCGUAUACACACCACUUACUGCCGGCAUUCAGCUUGAUUUAAAUGCUUGA